Tarenaya hassleriana is the source of this 897-nucleotide messenger RNA. Its product is annotated as photosynthetic NDH subunit of subcomplex B 4, chloroplastic. The transcript has 6 exons. Gene Ontology annotation, cellular component: NAD(P)H dehydrogenase complex (plastoquinone); chloroplast thylakoid membrane. The coding region runs from base 88 to 639 and encodes 183 amino acids. The record is from RefSeq and is a predicted model, not a curated record. Gene Ontology annotation, biological process: photosynthetic electron transport in photosystem I. NCBI's taxonomy places the organism in Eukaryota, Viridiplantae, Streptophyta, Magnoliopsida, Brassicales, Cleomaceae.
CAAUUAACCUUAUCCUCUCUCUCUCUCUCCAAAGCCAAUCCUAAAAGAGGUCCCAACACUUUUCUUCUUCGUUAACAAACAGCAACAAUGGCGGAAGCCUUCACGAGUUUCACUCUCUCUAACAUUCGUGUCCCUUCCCCUUCUAUGCCCCCUAAGCGGCAUUCAAAUCGGUUGGACCUUGGAUGGUUAUGUGUUAGUAUUCUAUCUAAUAACUCAAUUAUAAUCUUGUGUACCGAGGCGAAGGCAACGAGGGGCCGAAGAGGGUCGUUGUGCAAAGCGGUGCCGUUCGAGGACGUGCCACUGAUGGCUGUUAUGGUUCAACAGAUCGAAGGGAUGAGAGAUAUUGUUACUGAAAAACAUGUUUGGCAUCUAAGUGAUCAAGCCAUCAAGAACGUGUAUAUGUUCUACAUCAUGUUCACUUGUUGGGGCUGCUUGUUCUUCGGAUCCACCAAAGAUCCAUUCUACGACUCGGAGGCAUACCGUGGAGACGGAGGGGACGGGACCGGCUUCUGGGUCUACGAGACUCAAGAGGACAUAGAGGAGAAGGCGAGAGCCGAGUUAUGGCGCGAGGAGCUGAUUGAAGAGAUCGAACAAAAUGUCGGAGGACUCAGAGAGCUCGAAGAAGCCGGCAAGAAGUAGCUCCACAAAAAUCCUUGCUCUGCGCAUAGCAAUGGAAUUUUAGUCUUCAUUAGCCAUACAGCAAUAUAUAUAUAAUCCUGAAAUGUUAAACCGAAAUUACACUAUGUAUCGAACUCUCUAGCCUCUAUAGCCUCAUAUAUAUGCCUUCUUAACAAUACAUUAUGGGACACUUAUAAUUAUAAGGGAACAAUAUAUUAUGUAUAUAUUUUUAUAUACCAUAUACAGAACUUGCCUUAUACCUUAGGGCAGACUAGCUCA